CUCAAUCCAUAACACAUAAUUUUAACGUCAUUUCCCGACGGUAACGUAAACCAACCUUAAACAUUUUAUUCAUACCGUCAGUCAUUCAAAAGCUAAAAAAAAAGAAGAAAACCUAGAAGUGUCCCCUUAAAAACAAGACAUAGUUAGCUCCCCAUUCACCACACAAAUUUGUUAUAGUUGUCGAUUCUAAAAUCGAUAAAUUCUACCAGCAAAAGAAGAAAUGAACGUCGCGUCGUACGAACCAGAAACACGGUUCUGCACCUUCAUUCAAUAAUUAAGUCCUAGUCGUUAGUCUUAGUGUAUUGCUCGAAAUAAAAACCUCGUUAUGGAGAAUUGAUAUAAGUUUGCUCUUGAAAAAGUCGGUCCCAAUUGAAAAACAAAAUCACUCAAAAGAGUUUUGAAAGUCAACGACCCACUAAACAAUCCUCAAUUUGUGUGCUACAAAAUUGCAACCAAAUUUAUGCCGCAAUGUUUGUUCCUUCUAUAACCCUUCAAAAUAUGUGCACUUAGAAGUUAGUUUACCGAUUAUAUUGAAGGCUGCCGUAUAUAUUCCCUUUUUUGUGUGUGUAAAUUUUUCCUAGUCAUUUCAUUAGUUUGAUUUUUAUGUUUUCAAAUUCAAGAGAAAUUGAUUGCUAUUUGGAAUAAAAAAAAGACCUAAAGGCAGCCAGCUUACAAUUCGUGGCAGCUUAAAAUUUAUUUCAACUUCACGUCCGGUAGGAUAACGUGGCAAUAGAUUUUAUAACAAUCAACCCUCGGCAUAGAAUCUAUACAAACACAUACUCUCGUUUCAACUACAACCAAAUUUGCGCUUCAUUUGAAAUGGAUUUCAUUUUCGAUUGCUUUUUCGAGGACACAUUUGAAAAAAUCACACGAAGUGGACUACAGGAUCGUAGUUCGAGACGUGAUGUCCUCGACCACUUGAAUGCAGUGAUUGGUGGCUGUAGUGAUGGACAAAAUAUGCACACGGAGGAAGUUGCUCGAUUGGCGGUUUUAUCUGCUGUCAAAUAUCAUCGCGAAAAAAUGGAUGCAAAUGGAGACGUUUGUUUGAUGGGAAAAUACCACAAUAUUCUGUAUAUUGCUUUAAGGACUUGCUGGGAAUGGGGUGUACGAGAUUCGGCUGUUGUUGUGGUACUUUUGGAGGAAAUUUAUACUUGUGAAAAAACAUUUGAGCGCAUUUUCCUUGGUGCAUUAUUCGGAACACACGCACCACAUUUUAUUGCUGGAUGGCGAAGUGAUUUUCGUGAUCAGGACGAGAACACAAGAGCCAUGGUUUAUUUUCUUCAUCAUGCAACGAGUCUUGGACUACAGCUGCCAGUUCUUCUAGCUCAUGUACAGGAUGAAAGGAUGGUGAGGUUUAUUGAUAUCCCAAUCGAAUCAUGUGGCAAGGCCUCACCAUUACGUGUAGCAAUCCAAGCUGGUGCUCCUGAUCUCUUGCUUAUUCUUUUAAGGUACGGAGCAGAACCAAAUCCACCAGACGGUGGCUCCUCAGCUGUACAUGCACUCAUGGACAAACUGAUAGAACGUGACCGCCACUACAUCUACCAGGACGUAUCCUGUUUGAACAUCCUCCUACGGAAUUUAACCCUCAUUGAGAUGCCUUGUGAGGAGGGCAUGUUCUUCUUGCAAAAGGAGAGAUUCCUUGUGAAAUACGGAGCAUUGCUUUUGGACAAAAUUAUUCCAAAGGAGCAGGUUUUCGGAAUUAUGCCACUGAAACAUUUAUGUCGAGUUCGCAUCCGUGAUCUACUACGAGCAACUAAUCAGUUACCCGAUGGCAUUGAUACUCUUCGUCUACCAAGAAAAAUGCAACGUUAUAUUGAUUUAAUGGAGGAAUAGUAAGAAGGAAGGAUGUGGAGUUGUAUAACAGUUUAAUUAAGUUUAAAUUAGUAAACAAAUUUGUGAAAAUAUUAUAAAAUUGGAUAAAUUCGAUAUUACAAUAAAUGUAUUUGUAUGCUAAUUAAAAGAAAGACGA
Molecule: messenger RNA, 1969 nt
Organism: Episyrphus balteatus (marmalade hoverfly)
Lineage: Eukaryota; Metazoa; Arthropoda; Insecta; Diptera; Syrphidae
Gene: stops
Exons: 9
Coding region: 820-1833 (337 amino acids)
Biological process (GO): intracellular signal transduction
Molecular function (GO): protein binding
Source: RefSeq, a predicted model, not a curated record